UAGUCAUGCUUUGGAAGUAAUGCUGCUCGUUACAAUUAAUGUCCCGAACAGCUAACAGUAUACAUGCCUAGCUGCAUCGAAAUGUUGGUUUCCCUAUGGUCAGACCGACUACGUUUCCGCCGUUGACUGAGAGGCGCUGUUGAUUUGGAAAAAUAAUUGACAUCUAUAUUCAGAGGAGUGAGGGUUGUACGUUGGGAAAUCUGGGGGGCUCCAUGGAGAAGAGACUGUAUCGCCGUAAGGCAUUGGGGAUUGUAAAUGAGGAUAUGUUUCUGGAAUAGGAAGACUGACAGGCAGCGACCAAGGAAGAAGUAAACAUUUAGCUGGGACCUGUACUUGGUCUUCAGUGCAGCAACAGCAGUGAAGCCAGUCUCACAAAGAUAAGAUGUUGCAAAAGGAAGAAGAAUGGCCCUCUGCCCUAAGAGUGGAUACUGCCUCUCUACACUCAGCCAGAAUUCACUCAGUGUCUGUGACUGAGGUUCACAUCACAAUGUGAAGUCAGACGUCAUAUCAAUGAACUGGUCCUCCUCUGCAGAGCUGAAACCAGUUGGAGCUGGUGCAUUGAAAGGAUCUCUCACCCAGUCAUAUUGGGAACUGUUUUCAGGGAAGUACUUUUUAAAGAAUCCCAUCAGUGAUGAAAUAUGCUCCUUAAUAUAUGGAAUCACUGAGGUGGCAUCACAGUCAAUAGUGUCAACAAAUUCAUGCAGGUUCUCCUUCAUCAAGUCGCCUGCCCCACAUUGCAAGCUUUCGAGUGAAAGAGCUGAUGUCUGUGACCCGAGGGAGGUGUUUAUCUUUCCCUUGAAGCUGUAGAUUUAUUUAAUUUAGCUUUCCAAAUAUGUCACUCAGGUAGGCCAGUUUUGCCAGGAAGUUCUCAUCACAAAAAAAUUCUGCGAGGUCAUACUUGUGCUCCUGCACCGAAAACAUUCUUAUCUGCUCUCUGAGCUCAAACUCGGGACAAGACUUUUCCUCAUGACAGCCACCUUGCUUCACUGUGACACAGCACAGCUUGAUGUUCAGUUCCCAUCUCCUCACAGAUAGCAGAGAAUACUUGUUUUUAGUGGUCUGGUCUUUAUAAAAUUGACAGAGGGAUAGUUUUUAUUUUUGCAGCACUUGCGUCAUCCAGCAUGACAGAGACCAUGUCUAAUGCUGCAGGCAGUAUCAGCUCCUCUGCUAUGGAGUGUUUUUUUUUGUUGCACUGAGCAAUUUGGUACGCCACAUAUGAUGCUAACAGUGCUCACUGGUUUACUGAAGUAGCAUUCACAAAGCGGAACGAUUGUUGGCAAUAUUCGGCACGUUUUCGCUGAAAAAACUCAAGCGGCUUAUCAGAGUGAUUGGGGUGUAAUGUCUUUAUGUGACGCCUUAAUUUAUUUGGCUUCAUGCUGUCCGCUGCCAAUAUUUUUAGACACAGUAAACAUACCGGUCUUUCCUCGUCUCCCACCGUAGUCACCGUGAAGCCAAGCGCUACAUACGCUUCGUCAUAUUUCCUCGUCUUAGCUUUCGGGAGACUUACGUUUGUCUCUAUCUCCGUCUCUCACCGCCUUUCUUUUCAUCCCUGUUAAAUAUUUUUCCAUGGUGUCUCUUAAGGGUUUGUUAUCUGCACUUCAUAUCUCCUGCUCUGUGCUGUGUGCUCUUGUUCGGUACAAAAAAAAACUACUCCCUGCGGCAAAAAAAAGCAUGUUCCCCGGGGUCACACGCGCCCCCCUGGCAUCGCUCCGAGCCCCCCCAGGGCGGCGCGCCCCACUAUUUGAGAAGGACUGCUUAGCGGAUGAAGAUGAUCUCAGAACAAAACUUAAGAUCUCCUAAGCCUGUGUUUACCAGACUUACACAGACCGUAUUUUCAGCAUUUAUGCCCACAAAAAGACGUUACUAUUGCUGUCUAUAAAAUGUGUUUUUAGGUGUGAAGUUAUAUGGCUACAAUUUGAUUGUUUUAAGUGUGAUUUUUAUGACUGCUUACUGAAAAAGCUAUUGCUUACCUUUCAAAUUUCUAAAUAGAUACUUUAUUUGUUUGGCCCGCGGCCCCAAACUCCGAUUUAUAUCUUGGCCCACCAAGCCCAGAAGUGCAUAUGAACGUGACGAGACUGACAGCGUCUCUGAGCCAAGCAAAUUCAUUUAUCAAGAUCCUUAUCAUGUGUAUUUAUCCAAAGAAAUGGCAGUAUAAACAAAGGUAAAACAAAUGAAAGUGCACAGUUUGCUGUCAUUUUAGCUGCUUGAUGUGAUUGUGUUCACUUUAGUUGGCUUGCUAGCAAAGGAUAAGUACAUGAAAUAUACAAAAGAAUGUGGACACCCCUUCAAAUUUGUGGAUUCGGCUAUUUUAGCCACACCGUGGCACCGUCAUAGGAUGCCACCUUUCCAACAAGUCAGUUUGUCAAAUUUCUGCCCUUCUAGAGUUGCCUCGGUCAACUGUAACUGCUGUUAUUGUGAAGUGGAUAUGUCUAGGAGCAACAACGGCUCAGCCGCGAAGUGGUAGGCCACACAAGCUCACAGAAUGAUACCCUGAAUCGCCUGGCGCGUAAAAUUGUCUGUCCUCGGUUGCAACACUCACUACCGAGUUCCAAACUGCCUCUGGAAGCAACGUCAGCCCAAGAACUGUUCGUUGUGAGCUUCAUGAAAUGGGUUUCCAUUGAUGAACAGCCACACAGAAGCAUAAGAUCACCACGUGCACAAUGCCAAGCAUCGGCUGGAGUGACGUAAAGCUCAACGCCAUUGGACUCUGGAGCAGUGGAAACGUUUUCUCCCUGGAGUGAUGAAUCACGCUUCACCAUCUGGCAGUCCGAUGGACCAAUCUGGGUUUGGUGGAUGCCAGGAGAACGCUACCUGACCCAAUGCAUAGUGCCAACUGUAAAGUUUAGUGGAGGAGGAAUAAUGGCCUGGGGUUGUUUUUCAUGCUUCGGGCUAGCCCCUUAGUUCCAGUGAAGGGAAAUCAAUGCUAUAGCACACAAUGACAUUCUACACAAUUCUGCGCUUCCAAAGUUGUGGUAACAGUUUGGGGAAGGCCCUUUCCUGUUUUCGCAUGACAAUGCCCCCAUGCACAUGGCGAGGUCCAUACAGAAAUGGUUUGUUGAUAUCGGUGUGGAAUAACUUGACUAGCCUUCACAGAGCCAUGACCUAAACUACAUCAAACACCUUUGGGAUAAAUUGUCCAACAUCAGUGCCUGACCUCACUAAUCUUGUUCUUGUGUCUGAAUGGAAGCAAGUCCUUGCAGAAAUGUUCUAACAUCUAGUGGAAAGCCUUCCCAGAGGAGUGGAGGCUGUUAUUGUAGCAAUGGUGGGACCAACUCCAUAUUAAUGCCCAUGAUUUUGGAAUGAGUUGCUCGACGAGCAGGUGUCUACAUACUUUUGGUCAUGUUGUGUAGCUAGCCUGCAUAGCUACAUGCCAAUGAUUUUAGCAUGGCAACUAUUGCAAAUAGAAUGAACGACCAGCCCGUUUUGCUAGCAACUUCAGAUUCUCAGAACUAACAACUGGCUUUUGCCCGUGCUAUAUUAUAUGGUGGUAGAAUACAAUUCAUUUACUCAAUAUAAUAACAUUUGUAAUAUGUUGGCAAGCGUUUUAUAGAAGCAAUAAGGCCUUCAAACAGCCCAUAGUUAUUCACACAAUAAUUCCUGGGUUCUCAUUUGUUAUUGCUUAACUAUUGCUGAGCACACCACUUUAGAAUAUUCCCUGGAAUAUUAAGUUUCCUUCAUAGAUGUCAUAGGCCAUGAGUCCAGCCGAGGGUCAUGGUUUCGUAGAAGGCCCAAAAUGUGUCCUCAUUCAUUCAAAGUUCAUUGACAUUUUUAAAUGCAAUGGUCAGCUAGCUAUUUGGGAUUGAAUUUGUACCUUUUCCCCCUGGAGCACUUUUCAUCUGCUUUUCUUUGAUCAGCUUCUGUAGUUGAGUUACUUUAAGGCCUACUGUAUGUCAUAGUGCUAAAGAAGUGUUUGUUAUAAACAAGUGUAUUUUAAUCAUUUGGGGAGAAUCUAACAUUUGAGUUACACUGCACAUUUCUGUGAGAAUAUGAUGGUGUAGAGAAGGCUAUUUGAGGGGUUAAAUAACUUUUCCAACCGAUUUUCAUGUCUCAGUUUAUUACACGGCAUGCUUUCCUUUGACAUCGUUGUGCUUUUAUUCUGCCCAAUAAUUUUAUUCUGCCCUAAUAAUGUUGAAGCUAUUGCUUUGGGUCUUUUGUAAUAGUUUUCCUAAUCAAUUAUUAACUUCAAAUCUGGUGCCAUGCUUUUUUAGUUUUGGCCAUCAUGCAGGGAUGUGAUGAAAUAUUCUAGUAGUGUACAGACAUCAAAUCUCUCUGCCAUUGUCCUUUUUGUAGCUUUUUUUUCCUUGUCGGAAAGGUCAUUGGUGCUUGUUUUUGUGUAUACAUUUUGGGUCACGUGUCGGAUGCAGUCUUCCAAAAUUGCUACAGCUAAAUGGGAAGUGGUUGAUGGUAUAUGGAAUAAUCACUGAUGCAAUCCUUAAUUUAAGACUUGCUCUGAUAUACAAACGCAGUGAUUUUUUUUCAAACCACAAUUACAUCAUUUAAGUUGUAUCAUUUAUGUUAAGGAACACAGUAGCAAGGGUUCACACUGAGAACUGAGAAUGGGGCCUUGUGACAACCUAUUGAAUGUGUGUUGAUCAGAAGCUAACAUGUCCCUCUUUUUCAGGAGAAGAGACUUCAGCAUGCAAACCUUCAUCUGUCCAGCUUGCUCCCUUGUUUUCGUUCCACGCUUCUGGGCUUCUGAUGGCUGCUCCCAUUCCCCAUUUGCACCAGCAGUACAGUGAGCAACACCAACAGACUACUGACCCGUCUGUGCCGGCUCUGCCCCACAGCGGGCAGGCGCAGCAGUCUAUUGCCAGCCAGGUGACCCCUGAUGUUGUCAUGUUACAGAGGCGCAUGCCACACUGCUUUCGCGACCCGUCCUCGUCUCCCCUGAGGAAGCUCUCUAUUGACCUGAUCAAAACCUACAAAUGCAUCAAUGAGGUAUACUAUGCAAAAAAGAAGCGGAGACACCAACAUGUCCAUGGCGACGACUCCAGUCACAAGAAAGAGAGGAAGGUCUUCAACGACGGCUAUGAUGACGACAACUACGACUACAUCGUCAAAAACGGAGAGAAAUGGAUGGACCGCUACGAGAUCGACUCCUUGAUAGGCAAAGGCUCGUUUGGACAAGUUGUAAAGGCAUAUGACCGUGCAGAGCAGGAGUGGGUGGCAAUUAAGAUCAUCAAGAACAAGAAGGCUUUUCUUAAUCAAGCCCAGAUUGAAGUGCGGCUCCUCGAGCUCAUGAACAAACAUGACACGGAGAUGAAGUACUACAUAGUUCACCUUAAGCGCCACUUCAUGUUCCGGAGCCACCUGUGCUUGGUGUUUGAGAUGCUCUCCUACAACCUGUACGACCUGCUGCGGAACACCAACUUCCGUGGCGUCUCACUCAACCUCACACGCAAGUUUGCCCAGCAAAUGUGCACAGCACUGUUGUUCCUGGCCACGCCCGAGCUCAGCAUUAUCCACUGUGACCUGAAGCCCGAGAACAUCCUGUUGUGUAACCCCAAGAGGAGCGCCAUCAAGAUCGUGGAUUUUGGCAGCUCCUGCCAGCUGGGACAGAGGAUCUACCAGUACAUCCAGAGUCGCUUCUACCGCUCCCCAGAGGUGCUGCUGGGCAUGCCUUAUGACCUGGCCAUCGACAUGUGGUCCCUGGGCUGCAUUCUGGUGGAGAUGCACACCGGAGAGCCCCUCUUCAGUGGGGCCAAUGAGAUUGAUCAAAUUAACAAAAUAGUGGAAGUUCUGGGUGUCCCUCCCAAUUACAUAUUGGACCAGGCGCCCAAGGCCAGAAAGUUCUUUGAGAAGAUAUCGGACAGCACGUGGGGUGCAAAGAAGACCAAAGAUGGCAAAAGGUAUAAGCCGCCGGGCAUGCGGAAGCUGCACAGCAUCCUGGGUGUGGAGGCGGGGGGUCCUGGGGGGCGGCGGGCGGGUGAGUCUGGCCACGCUGUCGCUGACUACUUGAAGUUCAAGGAUCUGAUCCUUCGGAUGCUGGACUACGACCCCAAGAGCCGCAUCCAGCCCUACUACGCCCUGCAGCACAGCUUCUUCAAGAAGACUGCGGAUGAGGGGACCAACACGAGCAGCAGCGUGUCCACCAGCCCCGCACUGGAGCAGUCCCAGUCCUCUGGAACCACCUCCAGCACCUCCUCCAGCUCAGGAGGGUCGUCUGGCACGAGCACCAGUGGGCGGGCGCGCUCGGACCCAACACAUCGGCACAGCGGAGGUCACUUCAGUGCCGUGCAGGCCAUGGACUGCGAAAAUCUCUUCCCACAGGCGAGGCAGCCGCUCCCUCCCCCAGUUGGCUGGGCAGGUGGCAAAGGGGUGCAGACAGUGACAGUGGAGACCCACCCCGUCCAGGAAACCACCUUUCACGUGCCUCCCCAGGCGCCCAAGGCCAUCCACCCCUUGGCCCCCGGCAACAGCUCCUCCGCCCACCAGCACCAUCACCACGGACACCAUCACUUACACCAUCAACCCCACCACCCCCAUGGACAGCAGGGCCUGUUUGCGCGGUCCCACCUCUACCACUCCCCUAUCAACAGUGCCUCCACAGAGAACUCGGUGGAGGUGGUGCACGGCCACCUGUCUAUGACCUCCAUGUCUUCCUCCUCCUCCUCCACAUCUUCCUCCUCCGCCGGGACCCAGGGGAACAAGGCUUACCAGCUGCGCCCGCUCCCUGCCAACGCAGCCGUGGACUUUGGCCAGAACGGCAGAAUGGGACUGGGUGCCUUCUCCAACCCCAGACAAGAGACUGGGAUGGCGGGCCACCCCACCUACCCCAUGGGCAUGAGACAAGGCAUAGACAGGGAGGAGUCGCCCAUGGCAGGAGUCUGUGUACAGCAGAGUUCUGUCGCCAGUUCGUGACUAAACUGAGAAUGUUUUGUUUUUUUGAAGGUGGUGGGUUUUUAGUUCAACAAAAAAAGUGCGUAAAGAAUCAAAAAGCUGCUUUAAACUAGAGGGGGAGAUUAUCACUUACUCUCUACCACAGUGCAAAGCCCACCAUUUCUCCAACUCCUCCCCAUGCCACCCUUGGGUUUCUCUCUUCACUUUGGUUUCAAAUGGGAUUAUUCGCUCCACCAUUUUCAGUGUUCACAGGGAAUUAGAUUUUUACUACAAACGUUCUUGCAUAACAUACUUCACAACAGUACUGAAACAUCCGUUCAUUUCACAUACAACUCUCACUCGACUGCAUGGUUUGCAUUAUUCCUUGUUAUUGUCAGCCGAGAGCUUAGAAGUCUGUGGAUAGAAAAUCACGUAGACAUUAUUUGUUAACGGCUAUUUAGUAAAGGAAUUGUUACAGCACCGUAACAUUUCCAGAAACUCCUAUCCACACAUUUGCACUUUUUUCCAUAUUCGGCAAGAAUAAUUUUCUCUGGAUUUAUAUUCUCAUUUGAAUUUUUCUGUUCUGUUGUACAAUCCCACCUGUGAGCUGUGAGACAUGAAGUGUAUACUACAAAGCAGGAUCAAUGAGUUAGCUAACUUUUAUAAACAACCAGGUUUUUGUCAUUAGACCAUUUCCAUUUCAAGCUUCUUUUUUUAAAAUAAGUUAUUUCUGAAUAUUUAGGCAAGUUGGCUGGCUAACUCAUUGAUCCUGCUUUGUAGUAUACCUGUCCAUAGAGUGGCAGAGGAUUGAAGCAUUAUACAGGGAGUUUCCAUCUCGCUGGGUUUGUUUCUUUGAGAGGAAUGUGGAUGCGCUGCGCGGGGCCAGCCAUGUACAGCUGUGCAGCAGAGUGCCAUGCUGGGAGGCCCCAGGCAAGUACAAGUCCUAGCCCUCCCCGGACUUGAAAAAGGCCACACUGAAGAGAUGUACUUAGGAGCAGUGGCCAGGGCCGAGCCACCCCAAACCUACAGUACAGUUGUCCGGGCAGUGUCCGGUUUUUUAGAUAACUCUUUGGCCUUAUGUUUUUUUGGGACUCUCAAAUUAAGGGUGGGGGGUGGGGAACGAAGCUGGACAUUAUCGUUUAAAUGAGAAAAUAGCUUUCUAUUUUUGAAGUUUGGGUAUAAAACAAACAUAAUUCUUAACAAAGAAAAUGUAGAAAAAAUGUGUUUUGAGAAUGGUAAUUUGAGGCCUUUAACUAAAACGUGUGACUUGCGAGGUCCAGUGAUUGCCGGGCCUUGUAAGUUCACAGAAGUAUUUUUGUUGCAAGAUGGAUGGAAUUGGCUAUGACUGUCCCUUCCAACUUUUUACUUGUUUCUUCAGCAUGUGGUUCCUCCAACAGAGCAUCUGCAAAAAUGUCUUCUGUUCAUCUUUAAUAUGAAAACAUGCUGAAUUUUAUGUGACUGCUUUUUUGCCUCACAAUUAUGCUGUGAAUUUUACAGUAAUUUAUUUUCCCUUUUUGAUAAUUUAUUGUACCAAAGCUGUUUUUAUAGCACAUAGAUUUCUGUAACCAAUAAUGUAGCAGUUCUGCACUUUGACACAAGGUAUAUCAAGACCUUUUUAAAAUGUCAGCAAAAAUGGCUGAAUCUAUUGCUUUAGCAAAACUGGAGCGGUUGUUGAACUCAGUACAUUUACUGUUAGCUGAAUCUUCAACAGAAUUGGUUGUAAAGGUUUUUUUUUUCUCUAAAAAGACAAACAACAAACAAAACAAAUCUCUCAUUGGUAUAACUUUUCUGUUCUCAAGGACUUGAGGGACAAUAGAUGCCAACGCUGAUUGCUACUCUGCGGGUUCCGGAGUAUCAGUAUGGUCGCUGUUAGUUGAGGCAAGUCCUCGUAUUCAUGAGUUGAAAGUGAGAGAGGAAAGAUGUGAACGGUGCAUUAAUCCUUCAAUUUGUGACCAGGUAUUCAGCGGUUGUUUCAAACGUGCCUGUCUGGAUAAAGCUGCCCUGACUACUUUCGGCAGUCUUCAUGGCAGUGGCUAAAAUGGUGUCCCUUUUCCCCCGUCAAUUUAGAAACAACCUUUUUUGACCUAGCUAGCAGAGAGGCAUUGUACACAUCCACAUUUUAGCUGGGAUACUGCUCUAAAUUAGCUCAAAUCCAUCUUUGACUGAAGCUCUCACCAUGGAGGUUGAAUCCAAAAGGAAACUAGUAGGGAUGAAUGGUGUGAGAGGUGAGCCCUGCCUGCUGGAGUGUCCUACUCCAGUCUCAUCGUGUGAUGCCUGAGGAUACGGGACAACUGGCCUAAGUUUUGUACCCUUUGCAAAAAUGUAAGGGGGCGGCAACAGCUAGAGGAAAGGUGUCCAUGACAUCACAGGCUUCAGGUGUUUACUUUUCAACCCCAUUUUAAUAGCUGAAAUAGAAUUUAUUAUGUAUAUAUUUGUAUUUUUUUAAUAAAGGAAGUUUAGAACUCACUACUUUUUUCCUAAUGGUAUUUUGAGUACAUUUAAGUCAAUGUGGAGACCAUGCAGUGGAAGUUCUGUGAUAUUAGUCAGUGGGUAACCGUGCUUCCAGGCCAAAGUAGUUGACAAUGCCAGUACAAAUGCAAAACUUUUAGGGUUUAAAUUAACAGGAGAGUAGAUAUUCAUACCGUAAAUAUUAUAGACAGGGUAUAGUGUGUGGAUGUGUCUACAAACCUGAAUGACAGCUGUGUUUUAAUAUAUAAAUACAUACGCAAUUAUGUACAUAUAUUACAGGAACUAUUUUUAGGUGCAUCAAAAUUGGCAUAAGCUUCCACCGUGGGGCCAUUUGCAGUCGGGCUACUGAUACGUGUGUGUGAAAGUGAAAGCCACGAUCGUCAACAAACCAUCCAACUUUUACUCCCAAGUGUUCAAUAUCAUUUCUGCUCUGCUCCCUAUUUAAUUGGAAUACAGGCUUUUUAUUGCCACCCUUGCCUUCCUGUCCCCCAGUCGUCUGAUUUUUGAGUGAUUGACAACAGUUUGGUUACAGGACAUCUGACGUGCAUUGUAAAGAUUAAACGGCAUGGGAAAAGAAAUACCUGUGUCCACAGAUUGUAAGAUCUAGUCAAUACUUGCUCUGUAUAUGAGAAUGUUCCAAACAUUUUUUUUAAAUGGACAAGCCCUUUGUAUUAUAUUCAAGCGGUCUUAUGUAUGAUAUAAACAUUUAAAAAAUUGAA
Oncorhynchus nerka (sockeye salmon) is the source of this 10007-nucleotide messenger RNA. RefSeq names its product dual specificity tyrosine-phosphorylation-regulated kinase 1A-like. The transcript is spliced from 11 exons. Gene Ontology annotation, biological process: positive regulation of DNA-templated transcription; peptidyl-threonine phosphorylation; protein autophosphorylation. NCBI's taxonomy places the organism in Eukaryota, Metazoa, Chordata, Actinopteri, Salmoniformes, Salmonidae. Gene Ontology annotation, molecular function: transcription coactivator activity; protein serine/threonine kinase activity; protein serine/threonine/tyrosine kinase activity. The coding region runs from base 4582 to 6861 and encodes 759 amino acids. The record is from RefSeq and is a predicted model, not a curated record. Gene Ontology annotation, cellular component: nucleus.